UGAGCUGUAAUCCUUGAAAUUAAAAGCUGACUGGUUUGUUGAAACCUCUUUUUCCAAAAUUAAGGACAUAUUCUCCAUAACUUGUUUAAGAAUUUAAUACUUAUUUUUCUUGACGGUAAAAAACUUCAUUUGCUGAUAUUCUAAAAAUUUAUUAAUUUGUACGAUUAUGAAUCCUGGUGACAGCGCAAAUAACCUUACUGAAGAUGAUGAAUUUUUGUAUUCUGCGGAAAUACUUUUCAAGUUGGAUUUCAAGAACAGCCAUGUUCAUUUUAAUCCUCCAAUAUCAAUAUCUAACCCUGGAGAAAAUCUAAUUGUUAGACCUUUGUGCUUAAGUGAUUAUCACAAAGGUUAUUUAGAGCUUUUAUCUCAACUAACAAGAGUUGGUGAUGUUUCAGAAAAAACUUUCCAUGAUACAUUUAACGAAAUGAAAAUGCACAAAAAUAGAUAUUUUGUUACUGUUAUCGAAGAUCUCUUGACGAAACAAGUCAUAGGAACUGCAACAUUAGCUGUGGAAAAAAAAUUUAUCCAUUCUGCAGGACUGAGAGGUAGAUUAGAAGAUGUUGUAAUCAGCAAUGAUUAUAGAGGAAAGCAACUUGGAAAAUUAAUGGUACUUACAAUUCGGUUGUUAGCAGAAUAUAUAGGAUGCUAUAAAAUUACCCUUGACUGUAAAGACAAAAUGGUCAAAUUUUACAAUCAGUUUGGAUUUGCAUGUGAAAGUGGAAAUAAUAAUAUGAUGACCAUAAGAUUUAAAGAAUAAUGUUGAAUUUAAAAUUCAUGUUAGUGUUUUGGUUGUAAAAAUUACUUGUACAAAAUAACUUAAACGCACAAAUCUUUCUUUACAGAAAAUAUAAAUGGUUUAAGAAAUAAAAUAUACUUUGUUA
Molecule: messenger RNA, 881 nt
Organism: Stegodyphus dumicola
Lineage: Eukaryota; Metazoa; Arthropoda; Arachnida; Araneae; Eresidae
Gene: Gnpnat
Product: glucosamine 6-phosphate N-acetyltransferase
Molecular function (GO): glucosamine 6-phosphate N-acetyltransferase activity
Source: RefSeq, a predicted model, not a curated record